Antechinus flavipes (yellow-footed antechinus) is the source of this 4725-nucleotide messenger RNA. RefSeq names its product intercellular adhesion molecule 3-like. The record is from RefSeq and is a predicted model, not a curated record. The transcript has 7 exons. Gene Ontology annotation, cellular component: membrane. NCBI's taxonomy places the organism in Eukaryota, Metazoa, Chordata, Mammalia, Dasyuromorphia, Dasyuridae. Gene Ontology annotation, molecular function: integrin binding. Gene Ontology annotation, biological process: cell-cell adhesion. Bases 2837 to 4651 code for a protein of 604 amino acids.
GAGAAAUGAGUGAGAGGAAGGGGAAAAUAAUGUAUACUAUUUUGGACAUGUUGAGUUUGAAACGACUAUAAGACAUUGAGUUUGAAAUGUCCAGUGGCAGAUGAUGAGUCAAAAUAGGGGUUCUGAGAAGGAUGACUAAUGAGAGGAGAAACAAGAAAAAGCUAUGUCAUGAAAUUCCAAACAGGCAAGAGGAUCUAGCAAGAUAGAAUGAUCAACAGGGUCAAAUGCUGGAGGAUGGUAAAGAAGACUGAGGAAUGAGAAAAGCUCAUUAGCUUUAGCAAAAAAGAAAUCAUGGGGGCAGAGAGAAGUCAAGAUGGCAAAGAGAGAAGCACUGUUGUCUAGCUCACCCAGUACACUUCUUCCACAAUAACCUAGAAAUGCAUCCGUUCAAAUGAUGAUCUGGAAAAUGAAUAAAACCAUCAUUGGUAACUUUGAAGAAAUCAAUUGCAAUUAAGUGAUAAGCAUGGAAGCAAAUUUCAAAGGAUUAAGAAUUAAGAGGAGAGUUAGGGGAGGCAAGGAAAAUAGAAAGUUUUUUCUAAGAGUUUGAGAAAUAGAAGAUUUAAAAUGAUAGCAUUUAAGGACAGGAAGGUGGUAAAGGGAUUUUUGUUUGCUUGGUUUUUAGGAUAGAGAAGGCUUGAGCACAUUUGUAGACAGCAGGAAAGGAAUGACAGAUAAGGAGAGAUUGGAGUUAAUAUGAAAGUUCAAGAAAAGAUGGAUUUUUGUGAAAGCAAUCCAUAAGAAAAGGAAGGAAAAAUUGGGAUGACAGGCACAUACGGAAGGAUAACUUUGGGAGAGCAGUCCACUUAACCAGCAGAAACUAGCAAGAAAUGAUAUCUAAGGGUCGCAGGUAUGAGGAGAGGAGGGAAAAGAAGUUCAUGGCAAAUAACUGACCUGCUUUUCAAUGAAAUAUGAUGCAAAAUUCUCUGCUGAUAAGAUGGAUGUAUGGGGGGAAGGUGGAGAGCAGGGAUGGAGAUGAGGAUCUGUUUUUAAUAUAGCUGUUCUGAGUAGUGAAAAGUAAAAUGAUUGUUCUGCUAUAGCCAGACAGUGUUUUGUUGAGACCAGAUAACAGAAAUUUGUAGUAGAUUCACCAGCUUAGCAACAGAUGAAUGAAUAGCAUCACUCACACACCAUUUAUUUAUUUUUCUUUUUUUGCUGAGGCAAUUGGGGUUAAGUGAUUUGCCCAGGGUCACACAACUAGAAAGUGUUAAGUGUCUGAGGCCAGAUUUGAUCUCAGGUCCUCCUGACUGCAGGGCUGGUGCUCUAUCCACUGCCCCAUAUAGCUGCUCCUCACUUAGCAUUUAUUAAUGGUGACUAUGUGACACCAUUGGUCUAAGUACUGGAGCAGAAGUAGGUGGUAGGAAUGAUCCGAGGUUAGGGUUUGGCAAAGAUUCGAGUGAUGAAGGGCAAAGUGGUGAGGAAUUUCACAGGAGAGAUCUGGUUAGCUAUGGGGUCAAGCUUGGGAAGUGAAAUCAAAGCACGUAAACAGAUAUCUUGGAAGUCAGGACUGGAAGAACUGAAGUCAGGAUGCAAUGAAGAAUGAAAUCAGCUGUAAGGCAGAGAGAGAGAAAAAACAAAGAGAUUGUGGUCAGAGAAAGUAAUUUCUGAAUUCUUGAGGACAGAAGUGGAACAUGUGUGGGUGACAGUGAAAUCAAGGGUAUGUUAGUCCUUAUAGUUGCUGAGUUAGAAGAAAAAACUAGGUCCUGAAACUUUAGGUGAUUGAGGAAUUGGAAGGCCAUUGCAUAAGAGGGAAUAUCAGUGGGCAUGUUGAGGUCCCUUUGUAUAAAGGCAGGAACUGAGGUGGUUCAAAGGAAGACUCUGAGCCAGGUAUCAAGCUCCUUGAGAAAGAAGGGGAUAGAUGACUCCCAGGAUCUGAAUUGUGUGAUAGACGCAAUUUGGAUAGACAUCUGAGAGGUCCAAUGGAUAGAGCUCUGGACCUGCAGUCAGGAAGACCUGCAAUUAAAUCUAGUCUGACACUUAAUGUCUGGUAACGUGGGCAAGUCACUUAAUCCUUAUGUGCCUCAGUUUCCUCAAUUGUAAAAUAAGGAUAAUAAUAGCACCUUUCUCCCAGGGUGGUUGUCUCAAAUAAGAUAUUUGCAAAGUACUCAGCAUAGCAACAGAAUACCAGAAUUUGAGAAUUGGAAGAAAACUCAGCAGUCACUGGCCUGAGUCGUGCCAGAAAAAGAAUUCCCACUCAGCAUCUGUGACAAGUAGUGAUCCAACUUCUUCUGGAAGAUUUCCAAUGAAUUGGAGCCCAUUCUCUCUAAAGGCAGCUAAUCAUGCUUGGGGUAACCUAUAACAGGUUAAACAAGCUUAAAUGAUCUCCAUCACCUAUUGUUCUUUUUCUUACUCUCUAGCCCUAAAUGCUGUGAUUUUUUUUUUUUUUUAAUUUCCUCACUGUGGGAACAUGUGAAGAGUACUAAGCAAACAAAUGAAGCCCAGGCACCAAAGCUGGGCAGGGAACAUUGCCCAUAGAACCACCAGUUCCUCCUCCCCCACCUCCAGUUCCACUACUCAAGCUUUUUGUUUAGCAGAAAGGAAGCAGACCUUAACCCUAACCGUUGGUCAAGGGUCGGUGGCUUCCUGUCGGGGUGGGAACUGGUGAUUUCACUUAGAUCAGAGAUGCCUCUUUAGGGACUGGAAAACUGGGUCAUGGGCCCAUCCUUCUGAGCCUCUUGCUCACGAGUAGCUUCCAUGCUGGAGUCACGGUUCAGGAGCCAAUACUUCCUCUGAGGUAAGCUUCUACUCAGAAACUCAGCCUACACCCCCACUUCCCGGAAGACAGGAGGCAGCUCUGCUUCUCUGCAAUCCUGCUGCCGCUACCCACCCCAGGCCUUCUAUGGCACUCCUCAAAGCGUGGCCUAAGCUGUCCUUGAACCUGAUGGUGUUUGCUGUCACAUUCUCAGGGGCUCCAGGGAUCACGUGGAUAGAACCCCCAAACCCAGUGACCAUUCUUGGUGGGACACUGGUAGUGAAAUGCAGUACAGACUGUGACCAGCCACUGCUCAUCGGUUUGGAGACCCAACUUGGCAAGACACCAGAAGACAAUGGGACCAGAUGGCGAGCAUUCCGACUAAAAAACAUAACCCAGGAUAGCCUGCUUCUCUGCUUUGCCAACUGCAAUGACAAAGGCCAGAUGCUCCACAGUACCAAUGUCACUGUGAUUCAGCCGCCAGAACAUGUGAAGCUUGAGCUCCCGCCUCGAUGGAUCCUUGUGGGCCAGAACUUCACCCUUCGAUGCCAAGUCUGGGGUGGGAAACCCAGACAAAACCUGACACUGGCACUGCUUCGGGGAUCUCAAGAGCUGAGCAGGCAGGCAGUGUCUGAGCAAGACCCCAGAAAGGUAGCUGAGGUCACAUUCACAGCCACAGCCAGAAUCGAGGACCAUGGGGUCAAUUUCUCCUGCAGAGCAGAGCUGGACCUGCAACCACAAAGGCUAGGACUCUACCAGAAAAGUUCAGCCCCCAUGGAGCUCCACACCUUUGGCCUGGGUACUCCUCGCCUCACAAGCCCCAAGCUUCUGGAGGUCGGGAAGGAGGAAAAUGUAAGCUGUGAGAUUGAUGAGCUCUUCCCAGUGGAGAACGCCCAAAUCCAUCUGUCCCUGGGAGGGAGAAGCCUGAGUUCUUCAGUUACCCGGAGCCAAGACAUGCUCAGGGCCACUGCCAUAGCAGCCAUUGAAGAGGGAGACAGAGAGGGCCAGUGGGAGCUGACUUGCAUUGUGACCCUGGGGGAUCAGAACCGGGAAGGCCGGGAAAAUCUGACCAUCUACAGUUUUCCUCUGCCUAAAUUGGUGAUCAGUGAGCCCAAUGUAUCUGAGGGGACUCUAGUGAACGUGACCUGUGAAGCAAGGACGGGUGCCAAGGUGUACAUCAAUGGGACCCUACAGUCUCCUGGUGAGAUUGCCCAGCUCUCUCUGAAAGUCACUGAGGAACACGAUGGCUCCUGGAUUACCUGCCAAGCUGUCCUGGAAGUGUUGGGAGAGCAGUUAUGGAGGAACAAGAGCCAGAAGCUUCUAGUCCAGUGUGAGUACUGUCUCUUGAUCACCAACUCUUUGUGCUGCCCAGGACGUCUGGGUCUCCCCGGCCUCAGCACUACUAACCCCGUUUUCAGAUGGCCCACGGCUGGAAGAGGCCAAGUGUCCUGGGAACUGGAGCUGGCCAGAGGGGACCCAGCAGACCCUGCAGUGCAAAGCCGAUGGAAACCCCAUCCCAGCAGUGGCCUGUGUCCGGAGAGCGACCAGAGGAGCCUACCUCUCGGAGUGCCCUUGAAGGUCUCCAGGGCUCAUGGAGGCCGCUACCGCUGCACCGCCACGAGCCACAGGGGCCAAGCGGCCAAAUAUGUGACCGUGACCAUAGAGAAAUCCCCGAGGGACUCGGUGCCCGUCAUCAUGGGGGUGUUGCUGGUCGUGGGCCUCGCGGUCCUGGCGGGGACGAUCGCAGCCCUGUGCCUCCGGCAGAGUAAGCGAAGAGGCAGUUACGAGCCGCAGAAGCGAAGAGGCAGUUACGAGCCGCAGAAGCGAAGAGGCAGUUACGAGCCGCAGAUGCGAAGAGGCAGUUACGAGCCGCAGAAGCGAAGAGGCAGUUACGAGCCGCAGAUGCGAAGAGGCAGUUUCGAGCUGCAGAUGCAGCCCCUGAAAGAUCCGCAAGCCGACUGAGCGACCGCCGCCGACCGGUCUUAGAGGUCCAAACCCGGAAGCUUCAGCCUAGAUCAAUAAACUCUACUAACAGA